This is a messenger RNA of Seriola dumerili (greater amberjack), 1880 nucleotides long. It is a transcript of the gene nelfa, whose product is annotated as negative elongation factor complex member A. NCBI's taxonomy places the organism in Eukaryota, Metazoa, Chordata, Actinopteri, Carangiformes, Carangidae. The record is from RefSeq and is a predicted model, not a curated record. The transcript is spliced from 11 exons. Bases 134 to 1777 code for a protein of 547 amino acids. Gene Ontology annotation, biological process: negative regulation of transcription elongation by RNA polymerase II. Gene Ontology annotation, cellular component: NELF complex.
UUGUAUUUCUUACAGAUGUUUCAUGGUUCAAUGGAUAUGAAUGCCCCCCUGCUCGGUGUGGGCGGGGUCCUGACUGCUGUUUUCUUAGGUAGCCCGUUAAAAUGCCCGAACUCAAAACACUUCUUUUUCCAAGAUGGCGUCGAUGAAGGACAGCGACACCGGCCUGUGGCUUCACAACAAACUGGGCUCCACGGACGAGCUCUGGACGCCUCCUAGCAUCGCCUCUCUCCUCACCGUGUCUGUAAUCGACAACAUACGACUUUGCUUUUCGAGCUUGUCGCCGCCGGUGAAGCUGAAACUGCUGCUCGGGAUGCUGCACCUCCCCAGGCGGACCGUUGACGAGAUGAAGGAGGCCCUGUCAGAGAUAAUCCAACUGGCCACGGUGGACUCAGAACCCUGGGUGCUGAUGGUUGCAGAUAUCCUCAAGUCCUUCCCAGAGACAGGCUCUCUAAAUCUGGACUUGGAGGAGCAGAAUCCAAAUGUGCAGGAUAUUCUUGGAGAGCUCAGGGAGAAAGUGAGCGAGUGCGAGGCAUCUGCCAUGCUUCCUCUGGAGUGCCAGUACCUGAACAAGAGUGCGCUAACAACUCUGGUUGGGCCCCUUACACCCCCCGUCAAACAUUUCCAGCUGAAAAGGAAGCCGAAGAGUGCCACCCUCAGAGCAGAGCUGCUACAGAAAUCCACAGAGACAGCCCAACAGCUGAAAAAGACAGCCGGAGUGCCUUUUCACGCCAAAGGGAGAGGACUGGUCAAAAAGAUUGACACUACUACUCCUCUCAAGGGGAUCCCUAAGGCCCCAUUCCGCAGCCCCACUGCCCCCAGUAUGUUCAGCCCUCCCAGUAACCGCACACCUAUAGCCCCUGCACGGACGCCCCUGCGUAAGGAGAGGGGGGUGAAGCUGUUAGAUAUUUCAGAGCUAGACAUGGUCGGAGCUGGAAGAGAAGCGAAGAGGAGAAGAAAGACUUUGGAAACAGAGGCCGGAGAGAAAGCAGCCAAAGAAGAAGCCGUGGUGGAAAACACCACACCAGACUACGCCGCUGGCCUCGUCUCUGCACAGAAACUGGGGGCGCUGAACGAGAAUCCUCUGCCGUCAACCAGCUACCUACCAGCCACACCCAGCAUGGUUCCCUCUUCAUCUUACAUUCCCAGCUCCGAGGCACAACCAGCGAAUGCUGGUGGUUCGGGUCGGGACACGCUGCAGUCGGCUCGACAACCAGAGGAGUCGGCAACAGCGGGCGCUGGCACCACCCCUACUUUACCGGGCCAGUACAAACAGAGGACGCCUAUGUACAACGCCAGCACCACAGCGAACCCCGCAACCCCCACAUCCCCCAGCACGCCAGCCUCCACCCCCGCCAGCAACGGGCCCCCAGCCGCUGCGACCGCCAGCCAGCCCGAGACCCCCACCCAGCCUCCCAGCACACCUCAAACCCCCACCCCGACACCAACCCCUACGCCACCACAGCCCCAGCCCAAAAAGAAUCUCUCACUCACGAGGGACCAGAUGUACGCUGCUCAGGAGAUGUUCAAGACGGCCAACAAGGUCACCAGACCAGAGAAGGCCCUGAUCCUGGGCUUCAUGGCUGGAUCCAGAGAGAACCCGUGCCCGGAGCAGGGGGACAUCAUCCAGAUCAAGCUGAGCGAACACACAGAGGUUUUGCCCAAAGCCGACGGCACCGGCAGCACCACCAUGCUGGUGGACACAGUCUUCGAAAUGAACUACUCCACAGGACAGUGGACCCGCCUCAAGAAAUACAAACCCAUCACCAAUACCUCCUGAGGCGCUUCACUAGCUCAAAAUCACACACCCAAAAUUUCUUAUCCACUUCAAAAAAAACCAUGUUUACACACAUACAAGUAUUUGCAAACACAUUUGGGCCAAA